AUGCCUCCACGACAAGUUUAUGGGCGUCGCCGGAAUGCUACCCAGUCGUUUUCGUGGUUUGCAAGAACGAGUCCCGCAAAGCCGACAUUGAAGACGACUGAAACCAACACGACCGACGAGGGGGCAGAGGACCUUGUUGAAAAGCUUGGACGGUUGGGAUUGGAUAAUCCGGUGGACUCUACAACCGAAGGUGGAAUAAACGUUGGGCGGAAACCCCUGAAGGCAAUCAACGGAAAUACAAAGCUCAAAGACGUCGAGAAACAUGCGCAGGACGAAAUCAAACCAACGGUGUCGAAGGUGCGAGAAGUCGAUACAAAGAAGGCCCUAGAGAUCCCGUCCACCUUGAACACUACCUCAGGGGAAUCGAGUGUGGACGUUGAAGAUGCCGAUUCGAACCGAUCUCGAUCUCAAUCUUUGCACUCGCGAUACCUUUGCAGCGACCCCGUUGCACGUCAAGGACCUACUGACUACGCAACGUAUGCGGAAACUUUGGAAAAGCAUUUCAACAUCGCGAAGAUUGCAGAGGCAUCGUACGGAGAAGUAUACCGGCUGGCGUUGAAAUCAUCCCUCCCGGGAUUUACCGCUGCCGAUGAGAGUGUGCUAAAGAUUCUACCCCUGAAACUGCCGCCGUACGAGGGAGAACCGUCCAAUAUUGAAAUCAUGAGCGACAUUGAAAAUGUCGCAUCCGAAGUCCGCCUGCUCCAGAGGAUGACUGACAUUCCCGGAUUCACGAACUUUCGGGAUAUUCGCGUCUUGCAAGGUCGACCCCCUGCCCCAAUUAUCAAAGCCUGGAAAGCGUUUAAUAAGGCACGGCCGAAGGGUCAAAAGUCGCUAUUCCCUGACCCGAGCCGCAAGACCAGUUACUGGGAGAACCAACUGUGGGCAGUCAUCGAAAUGCAAGAUGCUGGAACGGACCUUGAGCAUGCCAAACUGGAUGAUAUUUGGUCCGUUUGGGAUGUAUUCUGGGGCGCCACGCUUACUCUCGCCAAAGGUGAGGAAGCUGCCAGAUUUGAGCAUCGCGACUUUCACCUAGGCAAUAUCUGUGUCCUACCCACAUGCCAAAGUGUGGAUGACGCCUCUCAACGAAUACGGUUGCGGAAUCAAAAACUCGGCUUCACAGCCUUACGUGUCACAGUCAUCGACUACACAUUGUCCCGGGCGGAAUUGUCAGACCCACAAGAUCUAGACGAGGAGCCACGCGUGGCAUAUCUGGAUCUCGACAAAGACUCUUACCUGUUUGAGGCGGACAGCACCGAAGAGUAUCAAUAUGAGAUAUACCGAUACAUGCGCGGUGCAGUGUUCCUUGACGACCCGUUGGCGAAUUUCAAGAAGAGAAGAAGGGACGCAAUGCGGUCAGGCCGGACGUGGCGUGGAUAUCAUCCACAGUCAAAUAUUGUGUGGCUGCAUUUUAUUUUGCAUGAGCUGCUGAGACAUUUGGAGACUAUUGCUGCUACAGAAGACAUCGCAUCAUCGCAGUUCGACACGGAUAACAUGGUUGAAAUCCAACAAAGUCGUUAUUCUCUUUCACAGUCAUUGGAAAAAGUCUCUAAUCUUUUGCAUCCACGAAAUUUUAGGAAGAGCGGCUUACAUUCAGCUGGGGACCUUGUUUCGCUUGCGCUUGCUGAGGAAUGGCUGGAAGAAGCAGAUGUUAUCAAUGGAGUGGCAAUCUAG
Molecule: messenger RNA, 1671 nt
Organism: Eremomyces bilateralis CBS 781.70
Lineage: Eukaryota; Fungi; Ascomycota; Dothideomycetes; Eremomycetales; Eremomycetaceae
Exons: 3
Coding region: 1-1671 (556 amino acids)
Biological process (GO): mitotic cell cycle; intracellular signal transduction
Cellular component (GO): nucleus; cytoplasm
Molecular function (GO): histone H3T3 kinase activity
Source: RefSeq, a predicted model, not a curated record